Molecule: messenger RNA, 783 nt
Organism: Gamsiella multidivaricata
Lineage: Eukaryota; Fungi; Mortierellomycota; Mortierellomycetes; Mortierellales; Mortierellaceae
Exons: 5
Coding region: 1-783 (260 amino acids)
Source: RefSeq, a predicted model, not a curated record
AUGUCAUCGAUCCUCAACGUUCUCCGCUCGGCCCCUACUCCCACCCGUCACUUCACGUCCCUGCAGAUUGCCUCUACGGUCAAGUCCCAAACCACAGCCUUCAACCCGGAGCAUCACCCGAUUGUGCUGCAGCAAUUGGUCGAGUCUCUCUCUCCAAGCUCGUUCGUCUCUACCGAGGCCACGUCUGCAGCUACCGCUACUACGGUCAAGAACUCGCUCUCGGGCACCAGUCUGGGAUCCCAAGGCCGACUUGCUAGCCAAAGCGAGAUCGGGAUGACAAAUGUCGCAGCAGUCUGCUAUAUCUUGAUGCACAUUAUCGAAAUAAGUGUUGAGGAAUCUGUGGCGGCAUUCGGUGGUAGCAGCAUAAUCUUUGAGUUCCUGAUCAACGUUCGAGCCCGGUUUUGGUGGAACGAGAAGAAGUCCGAUUCCAGAAAGCUAAGGAUUCCCAUCCCCGCAGCUUCUGUUGACAUUAGAAUAUGCUUCUCGUUACUCCUGAACUCGUCCAUGCGUGCCAUCUUGUACUGCUCCGACUUCAUUGAAUGCGUCCCUGAAGUGCAGAUGAUGGAUGACCUCCGUAAGAACUGGUCGGGGCAAGGUUGCAGAAAGGGCGACGAAGGAGGUUCUUGUGGAUACUUUGACGCGGAGCUGUCCAAUGCAACCGUAGGCUGUCCUGAAUUUGUGGCCCCAUGUGCUGAUACAAUGCGCUUCAUCCACGACUAUCGCGCGGAGUUGGUCUCUCCAGCGUAUAUCAUCUCAGAGUUGGAGGAGUCAUCACGCGAAUAG